GUCUGUGUAAUCCGGGGCGGGGAUGACAAAUUCAUCAGUGUUAUUCUUAUAGAAAUUCACAAAUCUUCUGAUGCUGCUGACUACUUAUAGAGAUAUUUACAUUGAUUUAGCCCCUGAGAGGUUGUCUUUUUGCAGCUGUAGUCUUGUGGCUCUGACAGAGAACAUCCUUGUUUAUGGGACUUAUAAGGGGAGGCUUACCGAUGCACUCCUUCCAGUACCGGCCCUCUCUCUGUUCUUACAUGUGGACAACAGAUAAAACCCUGGAUGUCACUGGCAGGAAAAGCAACAGCCCUGAACAAUAGGGCCACCCUUCUGCUUUCUGAGGGCCAUCUGGUUCCCUCGGUACGUUUUCCACCUGCCUCAGACAGGUUGUUGACAGAACAACAGCGGGGUGAGUAAAGACAGAUCUGCUGCUCCUCACACAUGUGUAAGGGGCCAAAAUGCAGUACUUCUUUUGUCUCCUACUGUUGAUGGCGGUUACCUCCAAGUCUCACAGCACCCCGUGCGAGAAAGGCUGCGACUGUCACGAGGAGCUGAAACUCACCACUUGCACUAACGCCCUCUUCACCCAACUGCCCAACCACAUCCCUCCUUACACGGAACACCUGGACCUAUCUAUGAACCUCCUAACCUUUAUUCCGAAGAGUUCCUUCCGAAUGGAACGCAAACUGAGGGUUCUGCUUAUGAAGGACAACAACAUCAACGCUGUGGCCGACGGGGCCUUCGCCCAGCUAGAGUUCCUUCAGAAGUUGGACCUGAGCUGUAACAGGAUCUCGUCCCUGAGCGAGAGCUUCUCCCUGGGCCUGAAUGCUCUGAGAGAGCUGCAGCUGAGCCACAACCACCUGCACACCCUGGACAGCAGGAGCUUCAUGCACCUGGAUGGCCUACAGAGGCUCAACCUUACUGGCAACGCCAUCCAUAAUAUCCAGGUGAGGUCCUUUGGCUCAUUGUCCACCUUGCGGCAGCUCCACCUGGAGGGCAACCAUCUCGUCUCCCUCAACAACGGGGUAUUCUCCAUGCUGAAGUCCCUGGAGGUCCUCAACCUGCAGGGGAACCAGAUCAACAAGACCCAAGAGGGUGUCUUCACACCCAUGACCUCCCUGGCCCUGCUCAACCUGGCCCACAACCAGAUGAGCACCAUCUACUUCAAGACCUUCCUAAGCAUCCAUACCUACAGUACCCAUAUCCUGUUGGAAGGAAACCCCUGGAACUGCAAUUGUGACCUGCAGAGAGUGUUCCAUAAGCUUAGAAGUGUUCAAAGGCUCUUCUUGGAUGAUUACUAUAAUCUUAGCUGUAAUGCUCCGACAGAACUAGCGAACUAUAGGUUGAUGGAUGUGGAUACGGAGCUGUGUAUCGCCGAGGUGGUUAUUGUGCUGAUUAUCACGAUCACCGUGGUGAUAACAGUGUUGGGGGCCAUCGUCAUGGCGGAGAGGAAGAGAAAGAAGAAGAAGAGGGGAAAGCAUUGGACGGAGCAGGGCAACUUGUCUGACUCAGAUCACUAGGGAUUGACUUCUUCUCGGCAACACAAUCCUUUUAAUACAUUUGUACAGUAACAUGACGAAAAUAUCUAUCAGAGACAGUUAUAAGCGUUGUCAUAUUUUAAAGGGCAUUUAGUAGGCUAUUGUACAAUUUCACCAAUUAUUUAUUGUGCACAAGUGUAUUAAUCAAUUACUCAAUAUGUACACUUUCUGCAUUUGUAAUAAUACCAGAAUUUGUAGUGUUCUAUUAGAUACUUUGAUAUACAAUAUGAACAAUACUGCAGGUGUGAAAAAUAAUAAAUUAAA
This is a messenger RNA of Salvelinus fontinalis (brook trout), 1784 nucleotides long. Its product is annotated as insulin-like growth factor-binding protein complex acid labile subunit. Gene Ontology annotation, cellular component: plasma membrane. The record is from RefSeq and is a predicted model, not a curated record. Lineage: Eukaryota; Metazoa; Chordata; Actinopteri; Salmoniformes; Salmonidae. Gene Ontology annotation, molecular function: protein binding. The transcript is spliced from 5 exons. The coding region runs from base 441 to 1502 and encodes 353 amino acids.